AUGGCAUCUGAAGGCUUCCAGUACCGUGCGCUUUAUGACUACAAGAAAGAGCGCGAGGAGGACAUCGACCUGCACGUGGGCGACAUGCUGCUUGUCAGCAAAGGGGCGCUAUUGGUGCUUGGCUGCAGUGCCGGUGCCGAGGAGCGACCCUCGGAGAUCGGGUGGCUUCCCGGCUUCAACGAGACCACGCAGGAAAAGGGCGACUUCCCAGGCACCUACGUGGAGUUUGUGGGCAGGAAGCGAAUGUCACCACCCACGCCCAAGCCCCGACCACCCAGGCCUCCGUCGGCCGCGUCAAUGAGAACCGACUCAGAGUCUGAGGGUACGCCCGUCACUUUGCCAGACCUUCCAGAACACUUUGGACCACCUGAUACGGCUCCACCCCUUCUCAGCAGACUGAUGGAGGCUGUUGAAACCAAAGGCGUGGACGGUCCGGGUGCGUACCACAAUGUGAGCGCCGGAAGUUUGGACACGAGGCAGCUGGCUGAGGCCGGUGACGUCUUUGUUUUUUCAGACCUAGAACAGAUGGACGUGUCAUCUCUGUGUGACGGAGUGGUGCGCUUCCUGCAGGACCUUCCCGGGCCUGUCCUGCCGUCCUCACUGCAGGCCGACAUGAUCCAUGCUGUGCAAGAGGUCCGAGACCCCGAGGAGUGUUCCCGGGUUCUGCUGGGAGUGGCCAGCUCUCCGACGUGUGCCGCCCAGUACGGCCUAACCCUGCUGAGCGUGGUGCGACACCUUGCCCGACUAUGUGUUCACGCAGCCCGCAACCAGCUCAGCGUUCGAGGCCUCGCUGAGACCUUCAGUCCGGUGCUUUUCAGACAGACUACCAUGGGGUGUGAGUCAGGUCCAGACCCUAUGAUUCAGGUCCUGGAGGUCCUGAUCAGCAGCGAACUCAACAUGAACCAGGCUGCUCCAGCUUUACCUCCCAAACCCACCAAGCCGUCCGCGGCGUCUGCAUCCGCCUCCGCCGCUCCGUGCACGUUUAACAACAGCAUGGCACUGCAUGAUGCAGAGUGGUACUGGGGCGACAUUUCCAGGGAGGAAGUGAAUGAGAAACUACGGGACACGGCUGAUGGAACCUUCCUGGUCCGGGAUGCCUCCACCAAGAUGCAUGGUGAUUACACGCUCACGCUCAGGAAAGGGGGCAACAACAAGUUGAUCAAGAUCUUCCACCGCGAGGGCAAGUACGGUUUCUCGGAUCCGCUGACUUUCAGCUCGGUGGUGGAGCUCAUCAAUCACUACCGGCAUGAGUCCUUGGCGCAGUAUAACCCCAAGCUGGAUGUCAAGUUGCUUUACCCGGUCUCCAAACACCAGCAGGACCAGGUAGUGAAGGAGGACAGCAUUGAGGCAGUAGGAAAGAAACUCCAUGAGUAUCACCUGCAGUACCAGGAGAAGAACCGCGAGUAUGACCGACUUUAUGAGGAGUAUACCCGAACUUCUCAGGAAAUCCAAAUGAAACGCACGGCCAUCGAGGCCUUCAACGAGACCAUCAAGAUCUUUGAGGAGCAGUGCCAGACGCAGGAUCGCUUCAGCAAGGAGUACAUCGAAAAGUUCCGCCGCGAGGGCAACGACAAGGAAAUCCAGAGGAUUAUGGAGAAUUAUGACAAGUUACGCUCUCGCAUUAGUGAGAUCGUAGACAGCAAGCGUCACUUGGAGGUGGACCUGAAGAAACAGGCUGCCGACUACCGGGAGAUCGACAAGAAAAUGAACAGCAUCAAACCAGACCUCAUCCAGCUGCGCAAGACCAGAGACCUAUACCUCAUGUGGCUAACGCAGAAGGGGGUCAGGCAGAGGAAGCUUAACGAGUGGCUGGGACUGAAGAACGAGACUACCGAGGACGAGUACAGCAUGGUAGAGGACGAUGAGGACCUCCCCCACCACGACGAACGUCUGUGGCGUUUGGGCAACAUCAACCGCAGUCAAGCAGAGACGCUGCUGAGAGGGAAGAAGGACGGAACCUUCCUGGUCCGAGACAGCAGCAAGCCGGGAUGCUACGCCUGCUCUGUCAUGGUGGAGGGCGAGGUCAAGCACUGCGUCAUCAACAAAACCAGUACGGGCUUUGGCUUCGCCGAGCCGUACAACCUGUACGCGUCGCUGAAGGAGCUGGUGCUGCACUACCAGCACACGUCGCUGGUGCAACACAACGACUCGUUAAACGUCACGCUGGCCUUUCCCGUCUACAGCCAGCAGAGGCGCUGA
This is a messenger RNA of Nerophis lumbriciformis (worm pipefish), 2199 nucleotides long. Lineage: Eukaryota; Metazoa; Chordata; Actinopteri; Syngnathiformes; Syngnathidae. The record is from RefSeq and is a predicted model, not a curated record.